UUCCAUAUUUCUUUUCAACUAAAACUUCCAAACACCACACGAGUCGUUCGUUGAACGCAUCUUAAAACAAAGGCGACAGUCACAGAGAAAAACCAGUACAAGGCGGUUCCUUUUUUAUCAUUUCUGUCUUCUUCUGUAUAGACCAGUAGAGAGACGACCCUUAAAGUUCAAACCUUUAAGACUUUUUCUUUCUCCCUUUGGCUUUUACGACGUUUAUAUCAGACUUCAUCUUUCUCAAAUCUCAAGAAUCGAAGACCCUUCUGCUCUUGAACCUCUCCUGUUGAAGUUGGAUGGUGGAACAAACUGCGAGAGUUAUGUCACUGGUGAGGUCAGCUGAGCCAUCCGCUGCAGCAUAUAGGAACCCGAAGCUUUACUCGCCGAAUGAGAAUGGUUACAACAGUGGCGGUGGUGCUUCUGUUGAAAUCUUUGAUCCAGACAGGUCCAAGAACACUUGCCUGACUCAUGAUAAUUCUUACCCAAGCCAAAGCUACUUUCUUGAUUCUCCAACAGAACAACAUCCUGUUGCCUGUGGGGCGGCCUCGGUUAGCUCAUUUGGCUCUUUGGACUCGUCUCCUUAUCAGUCUAGACCGGUUCUUGGAUCCUCCAUGGAGUUUGAUGAUGAACAAAUGAGAUCAAAGAUUCAAGAGCUUGAAAGAGCCCUUCUCAGCGAUGAAGAUGAUGAUAUCAUGGAGGGACUAGAUCACCUGAUGGAGAUUGACAACGAAUGGUCUUACCAAAACCAUUCAAGCAAAGACUCCUCAUCUGCUGAUUCCAACUCUCAAGCAAGUAGUACCAAAGAAGUGGUCUCACAAGCAAAAACUCCAAAGCAGAUCCUGAUCUCUUGUGCCCGUGCCUUAUCAGAAGGCAAAUCAGAGGAAGCAUUGUCAAUGCUAAACGAGCUGAGACAGAUAGUUUCAAUCCAAGGAGACCCUUCUCAGAGAAUAGCAGCUUACAUGGUCGAAGGUCUAGCCGCAAGAAUGGCUGCUUCAGGGACGUUCCUCUACAGAGCAUUGAAAUGCAAAGAGCCUCCUUCUGACGAGAGGCUAGCUGCUAUGCAAGUCCUCUUCGAGGCAUGCCCUUGCUUCAAAUUCGGAUUAUUAGCUGCUAACGGCGCAAUAGUGGAAUCAAUCAGAGAUGAAAAAGAAGUGCACAUAAUAGAUUUCGAUAUAAACCAAGGAAACCAAUACAUGACGCUGAUCAGAACCAUUGCUGAGCUUCCCGGUAAGGGCCCUCGCCUGAGGCUAACCGGUAUCGAUGACCCUGAAUCAGUCCAAAGAUCAGUAGGAGGGUUGAGAAUCAUAGGCCUAAGACUCGAGCAGCUUGCGAAAGACCAUGGAGUCUCCUUCAAGUUCAAAGCAGUAGCGUCCAAGACUUCUUUAAUCGUCUCUCCAUCUACGCUCGGUUGCAAACCAGGAGAGGCUUUGAUCGUCAACUUCGCGUUUCAGCUUCACCACAUGCCUGACGAGAGCGUCACGAUAGUUAACCAGCGCGACGAGCUGCUACACAUGGUCAAAGGGUUGAACCCGAAGCUAGUGACAGUCGUUGAGCAAGACGUGAACACAAACACUUCCCCUUUCUUCCCGAGGUUCAUGGAGGCUUACGAGUACUACUCUGCGGUUUUCGAGUCUCUCGACGUGACGCUCCCGAGAGAGAGCCAAGAGAGGAUGAACGUGGAGAGGCAGUGUCUCGCUAGAGACAUUGUCAACGUUGUUGCUUGCGAAGGAGAAGAGCGGAUUGAGAGAUACGAGGUUGCUGGGAAAUGGAGAGCGAGGAUGAUGAUGGCGGGUUUCAGUUCGAGGCCAAUGAGUUCUAGAGUGACGAGGAGCAUACAGAGCCUCAUUAAGGAAGAGUAUUGCAGUAAGUACAAGGUUAAAGAGGAGAUGGGUGAGCUCCUUUUUUGCUGGGAGGAUAAGAGUUUAAUCGUUGCUUCAGCUUGGAGGUGAAAAAGAUUAGUAACAUAUGUUCAAUAAAAACAAUGUUUAUGUUUUAUUUUUAAUCUUUGGUUAUAUUGUAACUAGUCAAGAAGUCAUCUCUAUGUAUUAUUGAUUCCGAGAAGCUAACCUAGCUAACGCUAUUUGUUUUCACCUCUCUUUAUAUAAAAGUAGAGUUUUGUUUACAA
Brassica napus (rape) is the source of this 2119-nucleotide messenger RNA. Its product is annotated as scarecrow-like protein 1. The coding region runs from base 291 to 1943 and encodes 550 amino acids. Gene Ontology annotation, cellular component: nucleus. The record is from RefSeq and is a predicted model, not a curated record. Gene Ontology annotation, molecular function: sequence-specific DNA binding; DNA-binding transcription factor activity. Gene Ontology annotation, biological process: regulation of DNA-templated transcription. Lineage: Eukaryota; Viridiplantae; Streptophyta; Magnoliopsida; Brassicales; Brassicaceae. The transcript has 2 exons.